UGACGCAGUGGCGUAAUCUUUUGCGGUCUAUCGGUUGCUUUGCGAUUCUUUCACGUAAACGGUAACGUAAAAUGGCGAAUUGGAAUUGUUAUUUACUUGCGCGCAGUAUAACGAAAUAACUUUAGUACUAUCUAAGAAGUAUUUAUUCUUACCGAAUUUGGAACUGUAUAUUUACUUUGUCUUGCACAAACGACGGUUUUAUUGAGCGGAUACUAAUUCGUCGUUCUACAGAUAUGAUAUUGAUGGACUGGUGUAAUCCUGUAUAGUAGUGAUAUUAAUCAAUUCGAUAGUAAUCUGCGUUGACCAACAAAAGAUCAUAUUUGUAAGCAGUUAAGUCUUAAAUAAUAUGGCACAAUAUUAUAAUUUUGUGACCAAUGCCAGUGGUACAUUAACGCUUGAAGAAGUACAGAGAAUUUGUUCUCUAGAGGGGCAAAGUGUUCAAUUAGUUGUUGAAGACGUAAAUAAUGGUGGUAAUGGUUCUCAGCAAUUUUUGACUUGCACCACUGCACCACAAAACAGCGGGCAAGCAAUUUUUUCGCAGCAAAUUAAUUUAGGGAGUCAAAUCUCUGCAACGCAAUUGGAACAAGGACAAAACCUUUUUAUAAUCAAAACAAAUGCAAAUGAUUUAAAUUCAUCUCAAAGUGCUUUGAAAACUACAGCAGUGAAUUCUAGUACUAUUAGUGGGAAUAUUGUAAAUAUUGUGGAUAAUAAAGGUUCUAAGGCUUUAGUAGGUUCUAAUAAUGAUGGACAACAAAUACAAUGGAUAAAAAUGCAGGAAAAUAAUGUUUCGCUAAAUACAGUUUCAAAACAAAAUACAUUAAUAUCAGAAAAAACUCAGACUGCCAAUUUAAAUGAAAAUCAAAAUAAUACUUCCCCUCAAGCUCUUGUUCAUGGACAUUGCGAAUUGCCAUCAUUAAAUACUGCAAUUGUAAAGAGGAAACCACUUAGGUCAUAUCAAAAUAGAAAUCGUCAUUCAACAAAUAGUAUACAAACUGGUUCCUCGUCUACUCUUAAUAGGGUAAAUGUAACAACUAAUAUUGGGACUCCAAUACAAAACGCAAAUGUGUCAAAUGUCAGAGCAUCUUUACCUUCAUUCUGUAAUAAAUCAGUUAGUGCUGUUGGACAAAAUGUGACCCCAAUUCCAACACAAAUACAUAAUUCUUCUAAUACAAUUCAUACAAGACCCCAAACUCCUGCAUUAAUGCAAAAAAAUUCUUUAAAACCUCCACAAUCUAAAAUGGAGCAAACGGCAAGAUUAAAGCAAAUGCAGAAUGAUCAAAGAUUACAAGGAAAUAACGUGCAACGAUUAUCGAAUACUACUUCACAAUUAGCUCAAGGUACAUUAAAUACACAACGGCAACAAGGAACUAUGCAUACAGCACAUCAAAGACAACAGUCAUCAACGCAAUUUCAAAAACAAUCGACUUUAUCACAACAAUCAUCUCUUACAUCCCCUUCUCAAAACGUACAAAGUAUGGAUGUCGAAUCAUCAGAAUCCUCGGCAGGUUUAGAACAAACGAAUCAGCAAAAUGUUCCAUCACAAACUGAUUCGGAAAAUAGCUCAUCUGAAAGUAUCGCCUAUCUUCAACAAGUUAUCGAUAAUCCGACAAAUACCAUAGUUCAACAUCAAAUACAAGGCAACACUGCAAAAAUGUUAGUGACUUUUGCCAAUGGUGAACAGAGAUUAAUUACGUUUGAUAUACCAAAUGAGGAUUGUACGGUUCAAGACUUAUUGGAGCAGGCAAAUAUCAUAUUCUGUGGAUCAACACAGGUUUCUUUAGUUUCUGAUCCUACUUUGGGUAUAAAUUAUAUUGUGGAUACAAGGCCCUCUGCAACUGCUGCACAUGACACAACUGAAAAUGAUAGCUCACACGAUAACUCAAAUGUUAAUUUAGAUAAUUCCCACAGGUACAUUAUUAUUAAAUGUUUCAGUUCACCAGACGAGAAUAGCAACCCUAUUCAACAACACGAGGAGCCUAUAUACUUUGAGGGAAUGCUUGCUGUCUGUUCACACUGUGGCAUCAGUUCAAUCGACUUCAACCGGUGUUUACGGUGUAAAAGAAAAUUACCCAAGGAUGUGAAGUCUAUACCUAUAACAAUGGGUAUACAUGAAAAGAAGGAGACCAUACUAUCUGUUGAUACGUUUUAUAAAAAAAACAAUGAAAGAAACUCAUCAGCAAAAUUGGAAAAAUUGGAACGGGACGGGUCUGUCUAUAAACGUGGAAGGGGAAGAGGAAGAGGUGCUUCAAGACCAAAGCCUAUUCAUAAAGAGCCAGAAUGUUUAACAAUUUCAUCGGAUGAAGAAGAGGAAGGCAAAUCUAAGACAUUGGAGGGCUCUAAUAACAGUACAUUUUCACAUAUUGCAAGUAAUAGUUUUACUGAAGAAAUGGACACCAUUCUUGAAAAGGAACCAGUAAUUACAAACAAUUCUAUUUCUAGCACAAGUUCUGAUUAUUCUAUGGAGAGUGAAGAUAUAAAAGAUAAUUCUGUUCCAUCACCUCAUACUUCUUUGGUGUGUCGGACAGUAAGGAUAGGAUCUUAUAAAUAUAUUCCUCGGGAAAGGGUAUUAAUCUCCCAAAAUGGAGUAAGAUUUGGGGUUCCUUUGUUGGAGGAUGAUAAAACCUUUGUAACGUUAGAAGUUAAAUUACAAGAUCUUGUCAAAGUACUAAUUCAUUUUGGAAAAUCAAUGCCAGUGCUUUUCUUUUAUACCUCUACUAAUACUGGAGCCAUGAUUCGUGAAUUAUUAGGGAUGCAGGAUCCCAAAGGACCAUAUUACGAUCCUGCAGGAAAAGAUCACACUCAUAAGCGGAUAACUUUACUGCCUGAGAAAUUAACUGAGGAAGCAAAAGUUGUGCUUAAAAAUUUGUUCUCGCGGAGACGGUUAUUAGAAGAGUUGAGUUCGAAAGAGGCAAAUGAUAUUCUUGUCCGAGCAUCACCAAAAGAUAGUUUACAAAUUCAAAGUUUAUCGAAGAAAGAUAAUCCAGCGUCUUCAAUGAAUAAUUCUAACAUUAAUGGCGGGAUACAAACAUUAACUGUAUAUCCUCCGCCACCUGCGAAGGGUGGGAUAGCCAUUAACACUGAAGAUUAUUUAUGUCUUGGUGAAGACCAAUUUUUAAACGAUGUAAUUAUAGACUUCUAUUUAAAAUACUUAACAUUAGAAGUCUUGUCGGAAAGUGACCAGCAAAGAACACAUGUAUUUAGUUCAUACUUUUAUAAACGAUUAACAAGUCCACAUACACAGGCUGCUGAGAGUAAUGUUCCACUCUCAGCCGCUGCAAACAGACAUGCAAGAGUACAAAAGUGGUCAAAAAACGUGAAUAUAUUUGAAAAGGAUUUUGUUAUAAUUCCUAUAAACGAACACGCCCACUGGUUUUUGGCUAUUAUUUGUUUUCCUGGAUUGGUGGGUGAAGUGUCUGCAAAUCGUACUCAUUCCGAGGAGAAUGAUGUCCGUAAGACUGUACAAAGAAGUAAAAAACUGAAAGAGGUGAAACUUCAAGCUGUUACGAUUGGAAGCACCACUUUGGCACCUGUCACGGCUACUAUAACUAUAGAUCAACCUGACGAUGGUUCGGAGAGGGAUGAAGCAGAAGGCGAUGAUGAAGAAAUGGAAAUGGAUAGCGAGGAAGAUGAGGAGUCUGAAACUACAGAAGAUAAAAGCCACCUACCAAAAAUAGAGCAGAAUGUGCCACAAGAUAAGAAUACUGUUAAAGUACCGUGCAUAUUAAUAUUUGAUUCUCUUGCGGGAGCAAGUAGAGCACGAGUGGUAGCUACGUUAAGAGAUUACUUGAGCUGCGAAUAUGUCGCAAAAAUGGGAAGUGAAAAAGUAUUUUCGAAGGAUACUAUUAAAGGGGCGUCGUUAAAAGUUCCUCAGCAAUCAAAUUUUACUGAUUGCGGCUUAUAUGUAUUACAAUAUGUGGAGAGCUUCUUUAAAAAUCCCAUAAAAGAUUAUACAUUACCAAUUAAGACAUUGAAAAACUGGUUUCAAGAAAUAACCGUGACACGAAAAAGAGAAGAAUUAUCAAAGCUAUUAAUUGCAUUAAUGAAUGCAACGAAAGGAGAUAAAAAUAUUACUAUUCCUGUUGUAAACUUUCCUACGCAAGAUGGUAAAUUGAAAAAUAAGGCUGAAAACCACGUGGAUAUAAAGUCGAUAAAGUCAGAUGUAGAAGAUAAAAAAAAGUCUACAGUAGAUGGCGAGAAUCGCAUUAGUAACAAUAUGCCAAAUCAAACAGAAAAUAAUGAACCAACUAACGAAAUACUUAAUAGGACUACUUAUCAGAUCAUUCCUUAUUCUCCAUGUACAAGUUCCAGUUCGACUGAAAGUAAUUCAACAGAGAUGUUAACAGAUUCAAAAACUUCUCUUCCGAGAUCGUCAAGUGAAACAAUGUCGUAUCUAAAAUCGAAGCGAAUUCCCAGGUUAAUGUUAAAAACAGAGAAUCAAGACGAUCCCCAAGCGGCCAAAAAGCACAAAGGAGAGUCUUUUGAUUCUUGUAAAUAAAGUUUACUUUCUUUUUUAUAAUGAUAAAAAUUGAAGUUAAUCCACAUUCAUAAACAAACAUGGAAUCAUUUACUUAUGUAAUAAAUGUAGUUAAUACUUCAUAAAACGAAUAAAAACAUCCAAUCAUAACUGUGUA
This is a messenger RNA of Nomia melanderi (Alkali bee), 4631 nucleotides long. RefSeq lists its product as uncharacterized. NCBI's taxonomy places the organism in Eukaryota, Metazoa, Arthropoda, Insecta, Hymenoptera, Halictidae. Gene Ontology annotation, molecular function: SUMO-specific endopeptidase activity. The record is from RefSeq and is a predicted model, not a curated record. Gene Ontology annotation, biological process: protein desumoylation; proteolysis. Gene Ontology annotation, cellular component: nucleus; cytoplasm.